UGAACAAUCAAAAAUAAAGUGUGAUUCCAAAGUGUGACGGUUAGAUCAACAUAAACUACUAAUAUCCUGUUUAACUGCUAUAGAACCAUCAGAGCAGCAGAUUCUAAAGUCUGGUCCAGAUAAGGAGCUCUACAGUGAGGCUGACCGUCCAUCAUAGCUGUCUAACCUGGACGCUCACAUCUCUGGAACCGUUGGAGCUCAUUUUUAAUCAGGCUUCAUCUGGAUAAACUCACCACAGAUUUGAUGUUUUUAGAACGACUUUCUCACCUGAAAUCAUCUGAAAACUACAUUUUGUGUCACAAUAACAGUAGUAUUCCCAAAAUACUUGUGUUUCCUCUGAAAGUUUCCUCCUGGGUCUUUGCUGCUGGUCUAAAUGCAUUGUGGGUUAUUUGGCUCCAAGUCCACACUAGUCUGGUCUGAUGAUCCUCCAUAAUGUGGGCGGAGCCAGAACACAUCCAGGUAUUUCAUCUGUUCUUGAUCAGAUGCUACUUUGAACUGGAUCAGUACUUGGUCUCUGACUGAUGACGUUUUAGAAGAACACCAGAACUCAAGUACAGACCAGUACGGUCUAGUCCUGAUUGAUGAGCCAAAACACCAGCAGAGCAUUCUGGGAUUUGUAGUAAUAACAGUACAUGUGCUCUAUAAUACCAGCUCUAGUAGUCAUCUGGUUUUGCAUCAUGGUCCAAAUAUAAUUACAUUGCAGGCCAGAGUUUGACACCUAUGAUUUAGAGCAUUUUCUUCAUGGUAUAAACCUGACAUUGUGUUGCAGGAGACGCUGCUAUUGGAGAGGCUGUCAUUGGCUUUUUUCUCUCUACAUGCAUGGAAAAGCUGCAGUCAGGGUUUGUGUCUUGUGUCUGUGGCUUCCUCACAAAUGUUGACUUUAUUUUAGGUGACAGGAAAGAUUUUUGAACACCGUGUUUCUAUGAUGUGUUGAUGCAUCACUGUGCUAACAAUGCAGUCUGACAACUAUUCCCUCACAUUCACACCUAGAGGCAGUGAAGACUCACUAAUAUUAACCUGCAUGUUAUUGUGUUGUGGGAGGAAGCCUGUUGUUUAUUGUUUGUGUGUUUUUUAUGUCUUCAGCAGCACACUAUGUUUGACCAACGGACAACAGGCAGGUCAGUGUUGCAAUUGUGGGACUGUACCAGUUGGUGGCGGUAAUGCACCAAGAGGUUGUUUGCUAACCGCUAUUAAAACUCAAAAGAAGUCUAAUCGCCGUAGAGUUCAUGGCUGCCGGGCAAAGUGAAACGCUAGUUGUAUGUGAUGAACUCAGGACGUUUCAGCAGUCGUGGGAGGAAGAAUUUGCGUUUGUGGAGCUGCAGACAAACGUGGACAUGAUCAAACCUCUGGUGAAGGCAGCAUCCCGCCCCGGGUGUAGUGCAGAGCUCGGGGGCUUUGCUGGGCUGUUUGACCUGAAGGCUGCAGGAUUUGGGACAGAUGGAGUUGGGACCAAGCUGAAGAUGGUCCAGGCCUGCAGGCAGCUUGACGGUCUUGGUCAGGACCUGGUGGCCAUGUGUGUGAACGAUGUUCUCGCUCAGGCUGUCGAGCCGCUCUUCUUCCUCCGUGACUUUACCUGCAUCAGGCUGGACAUCGAUGUAGCCGCCUCAGUGGUCAGCGGCAUCGCAAAGGCCUGUGAGAAGGCUGGAUGUGCUCUGCUGGGUAACCAUUACCUGAGUCAUGUCAUGUUUAGUAUUUGCUGACACCUUUUUCCUAGAUAAUAAACACUUAAAUGUAUAUGUAGCUGUAGUAUCUGUCUGUGCCACCAGCUGGAGCCUUUUGCUGUUUAAUUUUGUAGCAACAAGGGCAGGUGGGUAGUUCCAUGCUGGCAACUAAAACCCACCUUGUUUCCACGUGUCCAUAAAUCUGUAUAAUAAGUGGACUACGCCCCCUGAUGUUCAACACAAGGGAUAAACCUAAGCACAGUUGUCUCAUCAGUUUUUACUGUCCAGUUGCAGGAUGUACAAAGAAAUACAAUAUAUGUAUGUUCUGUAAACUAACUCCACUAUUUUAUGAUGACACAUUUACACAAUUUACUGUCAACAUAGUUAAACUACUCAAUAGUAAUUAAUUUUUUCCACUUCCUGGUCCAACAGACGGCAGAGUUUUGCAAACAUGACAUUCCCAUCAGCCUUAUUUGUGUUUAGUGCUAAUUAUAAAAUGUUAGCAAGGUGUUAAACAUUUCGUGUAAAGAUAUUUCUUUAAGAAAAAAGAUAAAUUAAUGCCUAUUCAGGUCUUAACUGUAAAAAAAAAAAAAAAAAAAAACCUGAUCGAAACUGUAAAUAAUUUCCACAUCUAAAAAUCUAAUCACUAAAUUCAAAUAAUUAGUAAAUAAUUUCUAGGUAUUUGCCUUUUUUGAAAGAAUUAUGUAUAUGAAAUUUAGUCUGUUUUUUUUUUUUGCAAUUUUUCCCAUGUAUUGCUAAUGUCCCCUUGUGGGACUAAUAAAGGAUAUUCUGUUCAGUUCUGUUCUAUUAAUUACAGAUAAUAUCUCAUGAAAUCUCUGGAAAAGUAUUAAAUGACACUUAGAGUGUGAAUAUAUAUAUGUAUAUUAUAACAUAAUUUAUUUCUUGCAAUAUUUUACCAUAUUGCACUUUGUGCUAUAUUUAAAUCAUCAAAAAUAUUGCUAUUUUGCAGAUAUUUGUUGUCUUUUUACAGAAAGAUUACCUAUAUGAAUGAAUAAAAACUGGAAAAAUAUUUUUAAAGUUAUUUUGCAAAAUUUUCCUGUUCUGUUUAAUUAAAGAUAAUAGUAAAAAUCUAAUAAAAUCUUAGAAAAUAAAAAGUGACAUGCUGACUGCUGGAUCCCUCAAUUUCAUUUCAGAUUGCUGAAAUAUAUUUUGUUUUGAUUUUGACUGUAAAAAAGAACAAUAAAAUUAUACCAUCAUUUUGAAUAACUGUCAUAACGUCAUAAAGUCUGUAUUUUUAAAGAAGUAGUGCUAAGUAAAAAAAAUUAUAAUGUAGUAAAAUAUAACAUAAGAUAAUGAAUUACUGCACAUUAUAAUACCACGCUGUACAUGAAAGUUAAAUAUUGUACAUGUAAUUAAAAUAUUUCACCCAAAAUUGAAAUAUUACACAUUUACAUCAAAUUGUGCAAACUGUUGCAUUGUGGGUAAUGUAGGCGUUGGGUUUUGACAGAGAAGAAAGAUGUGUAGGAAAACAAAUAUAUCUCUGGUUCUGCUUUAUCGAUUUUGAUUCUUUAUUGUAAAUAUUUCUAAAACAUCAGUACAAAAAUGUUGCAGAAAUGCAGAGUAGAAGUGAAGACCUUGUUCAACUGAAACUUAAAUUCCACUUAAAAUCUAUAUUUUUACUAGAAAGAAUGCUCCUGUAGAUUUAGUAAACUACAAGUGAUGAACAAAACUGGCACCAAAUAUAAGAAAAUGGAGACUUUUCUUAGCAGUAGCUGCUGGUAAUCAUAUACAGUAGAUAAAAUCACAUAUAAUACAUGAGGUCAGAGUUUUCUGAGGAAAACAUGGUGGAUUCA
This is a messenger RNA of Amphiprion ocellaris (clown anemonefish), 3475 nucleotides long. RefSeq names its product trifunctional purine biosynthetic protein adenosine-3-like. The transcript has 4 exons. Gene Ontology annotation, molecular function: phosphoribosylformylglycinamidine cyclo-ligase activity; phosphoribosylamine-glycine ligase activity. The record is from RefSeq and is a predicted model, not a curated record. Gene Ontology annotation, cellular component: cytosol. Bases 1227 to 1700 code for a protein of 157 amino acids. Gene Ontology annotation, biological process: 'de novo' IMP biosynthetic process; adenine biosynthetic process. Lineage: Eukaryota; Metazoa; Chordata; Actinopteri; Pomacentridae.